AGAAAUGCGAUAAUCGUGAGCAUGGCGGAAAUUCGCGUGAUUACGUUCGACGAGGAAACUCCGGGGGUCGUGGUUAAGUGGAAAAUCAAGCCGAACUAUAACGUGUAUAACGGGAUGCAAGUGCUGUUUUUUCGGGACGCUCAAGCUCCGGAGAAUAGUGAUUUGAAGAAGCUCAAGAUAAAAGUUGUGGGAACCGUGAAGGAACUACUAGUUUCUCCUGGAGAUGUGAUGAAACCUGGUGCAAGUAUUCUGACGCUGGAGCCUUGCAGACAUCCCACCGUCAUGAAAGAAAUGUGUGCAGAAUGUGGAGCCGAUCUACAGUCGACUGGCGAAACGAAGACCAUGACUGCCGCCAUUCCCAUUGUGCACAAUAUUCCAGAACUCAUGGUGAGCCCGGAAGAAGCCCAUACAUUGGGACAAGAGGAAGAACAAAGGCUAUUACGUGAAAGAAAACUUGUUCUGUUGGUUGAUCUCGAUCAAACGCUUAUCCAUACUACAAAUGAUGUUAUUCCGCCUAAUGUGAAGGAUGUUUUUCAUUACAAACUUGGAGGAAAUCCCGUUUGGUAUCACACACGUUUGAGGCCACAUGCACGCGAGUUCUUGGCCAAUGUUGCUUCGCUGUUCGAACUGCACAUUUGUACGUUUGGGGCCCGGACGUACGCUCAUCAGAUUGCCUAUCUCCUGGAUAAAGAAGGGAAAUACUUCUCCACGCGUAUUCUCUCACGCGACGAAUGUUUUGAUCCGUAUUUGAAGACGGCCAAUAUGAAAGCCUUAUUCCCGUGUGGAGAUCACUUGGUCUGCAUUAUCGACGACCGGGAAGACGUGUGGAAUUGGGUGCCGAACUUGGUUCGCGUCAAACCGUAUCAUUUCUUCCAACAUACUGGUGAUAUAAAUGCACCUCCGGGAAUGGCGAAGGCUGAUGAUGAUCUUCGGUUGACUGGUGUAAAGUUAGAAGAUCCCGACGAUACUGCGAAGAAGGAUGCCCCAGGCUCUUCGACCAGUCGCAGAAUAAAAAACAGCCCUAUGAAGAACAAAUCUAGGAAACGUUCUGGCGAAGAAGUUCCAAGCGAAAACUUGCCGACUAAAAUGGAAGAAAAUGGAAGUGAUGGAGACUCCAGUGAUGACGAAAAUUCUUCUUCCGAUUCACAAAAUAAAUCAACUGAGAAAUUGAAAGCAAGUGAUACAAUUGAGGAUUGUGAUUUGAUCGACAAGAAGCCUAUUGGAAAGGCUCUUCUGGAUUCAAGCAUUGACAAUAAGGCAGAAAAAGAUGCGGCGAAUGAAAAACCGGAAGGAAUAGCGGAACCAAAUUCGGAAGGCAAAGGAAAAAUACUUGACCCAGAAGAUUCGGACGAUUACCUUCUUUACCUGGAAACCAUUCUUCGUCGUGUUCACGAAUCGUUUUUCUCUGCCUAUGACGCCUGGUUAUCAAAUAAUUUGGAGAAUGGCAGCAAAGGACCCCUGCCAGAUCUGAAAUCUAUCGUGCCUGAAGUUAAGGGUCGUGUGCUCUCUGGGCUGAAUCUCGUUUUCAGUGGGGUUAUCCCUACACGUAAGCCUUUGAAAGAAUCGGCAGCGUAUCUGGUUUCCACUGCUUUGGGGGCUAACGUGACAGAGAAUAUCGUUGAUGACGGACCGUCGCGAACAACGCACUUGGUGGCGAGUCGCUACGGAACUGCAAAAGUUCAUCAGGUCAAGAAGAAACCAACCAUUUCCAUUGUAACCCCAGGAUGGUUGUGGUGUUGCGCAGAGAGAUGGGAACACGUAGAUGAACGAUUAUUCCGUCUGACAAAGGACAAUCCCUCGGCAGACGCGGGUCCGCCGGUCGACUUCAAAUUAUUCCGUAAUCAUAAGCCACGUCGAACGGAUGACGAUAAUUCUUCGGAUUCAGCGGGCUCAGCGGUUUUCGAUGAAGGCAAAAACGCCUUCCAAGACUCGCUGAAGAACCCGUACAUAAUGUUUUCCAAAGAAGAACUGGACGACAUGGACAAGGAAGUCGAUGAAAUGUGUUCCUCGGCGAGUAGUUCUUCAGAGGACGAAGAUGGCGAGUCGCAGGAUGUGACGGUUGUUGCCGAGCGACAGAAGCAGCGUCGAAAGAGGUUAUCGAGGAGUUUGGAUGUGGACGAAGAUGAAGAUAUUGCCAGAAUCAUGGACGAGGAAGGUACCUGUUCCGAAGAAGAUGAUGACGAUUGCAACAUGGGAAGGCGAAAGCGAACUAAGGUAAAUUUGGGAACUACGACGGAUGAUAGUGAUGUCAACGCGAAAUUGUAUCCAAAGGAGAGGCUAAUGGACGGGUCGUCUAGUGAAGAAGACCUCGAUGAUGAUGAUACGAACGAUGCCUUGGACUGUCUGGCUCACAAACUCGAAGAAGAAAUGGAUCAUUCAUAUUAG
Messenger RNA from Notodromas monacha, 2385 nucleotides. Lineage: Eukaryota; Metazoa; Arthropoda; Ostracoda; Podocopida; Cyprididae. The record is from the annotation of a GenBank genome assembly.